Emericellopsis atlantica is the source of this 630-nucleotide messenger RNA. RefSeq lists its product as uncharacterized. Lineage: Eukaryota; Fungi; Ascomycota; Sordariomycetes; Hypocreales; Bionectriaceae. Bases 1 to 630 code for a protein of 209 amino acids. The record is from RefSeq and is a predicted model, not a curated record. The transcript has a single exon.
AUGUGUAUAGCUGCACAAAGUAUAUACGUGACCAGGGCACCUACCUACCCACCACCGCCAUCGUCUGCUCCCGACCCCCUCUCUCCUCCGACAAUGCUCGUCUUGCAUCCUCACCAUUCACACUACAACAUCGGCAACGAGCAGCAACAUCACCAAUGUCAAGCUGGCCUCCCACAUCGCAGCCAUAGCCAAGAUCACUACGCCCAGGCCCCCUCCCCCGCCCCUCACGAGGUCCAACACCAACACCACAGCUAUCAACACAAAGCCCAGCGCACUCGCUCCAUGCCUCAUCGCGUGUACGCCGACACAACCCUGACGAGGGCCACCUCAGUCGCCUCGACCGCGUCCAGCGCCACGUCCAACACGUCCGUCUCCUACGCCAGCGACCCAUCGGUCGUCCAGGCCCUCGAGAUUGCCCGCGAGAGCCCAGAUGGCGCCUCAGAUCCGACUAUUGGCAAAAUCCUGGACAGCGCCCUCGGGCAAAUAUGGGCCAAGGUCCUGGCGGCCCCCAACACAUACGUUAUGACCCGCGAGGAGUUCUCCGUCUUCAACUACUUCCAGCAUCGCUUCACCAACAACGUGACAGCGGUGCGUGCGCGUGGGCGGUAUUGGGACCAUGCUCGGGGCUGA